Messenger RNA from Sinocyclocheilus grahami, 960 nucleotides. Its product is annotated as guanine nucleotide-binding protein subunit beta-2-like 1. The record is from RefSeq and is a predicted model, not a curated record. Bases 109 to 945 code for a protein of 278 amino acids. Gene Ontology annotation, molecular function: translation regulator activity; ribosome binding; protein binding. NCBI's taxonomy places the organism in Eukaryota, Metazoa, Chordata, Actinopteri, Cypriniformes, Cyprinidae. The transcript is spliced from 7 exons.
AACUUCCGCCGUGAAUCCGGUCCUUUUCCUGCGCUGUACACUUGAGUAAAGCGGCUCUUCAGCCCAUCCGACUCAAUCUACAGCCAUCGACCGGGACCGAGCGCCGAGAUGACCGAGCAGAUGACCGUGAGAGGGACCCUGAAGGGCCACAACGGCUGGGUGACCCAGAUCGCCACGACGCCGCAGUUUCCGGACAUGAUUCUGUCCGCGUCCAGAGAUAAGAGCGUCAUCAUGUGGAAACUCACCCGCGACGAGACCAACUACGGCAUUCCUCAGCGAGCCCUGCGCGGACACUCGCACUUCGUGAGCGACGUGGCCAUCUCAUCGGACGGUCAGUUCGCUCUGUCGGGCUCCUGGGACGGGACCCUGCGUCUGUGGGACCUCACCACAGGAACCACGACCCGUCGAUUUGUGGGCCACACCAAAGACGUGCUGAGCGUGGCCUUCUCCGCUGAUAACCGGCAGAUCGUGUCCGGCUCUCGGGACAAAACCAUCAAGCUGUGGAACACGCUGGGCGUCUGCAAGUACUCCAUUCAGGACGAGAGUCACACUGAGUGGGUUUCCUGCGUGCGUUUCUCUCCCAACAGCAGUAACCCCAUCAUCGUCUCCUGCGGCUGGGACAAGAUGGUCAAGGUGAGAGCUGAGUGGAGUUUAAGGGACGAGAGUCACACUGAGUGGGUUUCCUGCGUGCGUUUCUCUCCCAACAGCAGUAACCCCAUCAUCGUCUCCUGCGGCUGGGACAAGAUGGUCAAGUCGGACUCUCCACAGGAUCUGGAGGGAAAGAUCAUCGUUGAUGAGCUCAAACAGGAAGUCAUCACCACUAACAGCAAGGCUGAGCCGCCCCAGUGCACAUCUCUGGCCUGGUCUGCUGAUGGACAGACUCUCUUUGCUGGAUACACGGACAACCUGAUCAGAGUUUGGCAGGUGACCAUCGGAACCCGAUAAAGAUGUACAUUUCCA